UCAUACGUCCUAUUAACAAAGAAGAGCUGAGGAAAGUUAUGACAGUCAGAGAGAAGACAGCACAAUCAAAAUAAUGCUUAAAAAAUGAAGUCAUAUCUUCAAGGAGCUCUCCUUAUAUGGUAUGUCCAUGUUAGUGUGUCUGCCUCAGUCUUGAGGUUCAGAGUGCAGAUCACAAGCCCAGAUCUGAGAACUGAAGUAGAGCUGCAGGAGACAAAGCCUUCAUUCUUUCUUUGUCCCGAGACCACUGUCAGUACAGAAAGCAUGGAGAGAAAACUUAUGUCUUUGCCUCUACCCACUUCCAUAUCAGAAAUGGAACCCAAUGACACCUUCAGCAAUAACAACAGCCACAAGGACUGCCUGAUUGGAAAAUUCAAGAGGGAUUUUUAUCCUGUUGUGUACCUGAUAAUAUUUGUCCUGGGAGCCUUGGGAAAUAGCUUUUCCAUAUAUGUCUUUCUGCAGCCUUAUAAGAAGUCCACAUCUGUGAAUAUUUUCAUGCUGAACCUGGCCAUUUCUGAUCUCUUGUUCAUAACCACACUGCCCUUCAGGGUUGUCUAUUACCUCAGAGGCUCCGAUUGGAUAUUUGGGGACCUGACCUGCAGGAUUAUGUCUUACUCCCUGUAUGUCAACAUGUACAGCAGCAUUUAUUUCCUGACUGUGCUGAGUGUUAUGCGCUACCUGGCAACUGUUCACCCCUUCCGGCUCCUCCAUGUCACUAGCAUCAGAAGUGCCUGGGUUCUAUGUGGGAUCAUCUGGACCCUCAUCAUGGCUUCUUCAACAGUACUUCUGAAGAAUGGCUCCGAGCAGAAGGGUAAUGUCACAUCAUGCUUAGAGCUGAGUUUCAGUAAAAUUGUUAAACUGCGGAUCAUGAACUACAUCGCCUUAGCGGUGGGCUUCCUGCUGCCAUUCUGCACGCUCAGCAUCUGUUACCUGCUGAUUAUUCGAGCCCUGUUAAAGGUGGAGGUCCCAAAAUCGGGGCUGCGGGUUUCUCACAGGAAGGCGCUUGUCACCAUCGUCAUCGCCUUGGUCAUCUUCCUCGUGUGUUUCCUGCCCUAUCAUGUACUGAGAACCUUCCACUUGGCUGUGUGGAAAGUGGGUACGUGCACAGAUAGGCUGCAAAAAGCUGUGAUCAUCACACUGGCCUUGGCAGCUGCUAAUAGCUGCCUCAACCCUUUGCUUUAUUAUUUUGCUGGGGAGAAUUUUAAGGACAGAAUAAGGUUUGCAUUCAGAAAAGGGCAUGCACAGAGAACAAAGUGCAGCGUUCUUGUUGCCUGUGGUUGAAAAAGGAAAUAAGAAUGUAAGAGCUUAUUAAGUGAGGUUUGUUCUUAUAUUUCUCUAUCCACUUUUAUUAAAACGUAGUUUCCAAGUGA
This is a messenger RNA of Myotis lucifugus (little brown bat), 1367 nucleotides long. RefSeq names its product cysteinyl leukotriene receptor 2 (gene CYSLTR2). Bases 85 to 1278 code for a protein of 397 amino acids. The record is from RefSeq and is a predicted model, not a curated record. Gene Ontology annotation, cellular component: plasma membrane. Gene Ontology annotation, molecular function: leukotriene receptor activity. The transcript is spliced from 4 exons. Lineage: Eukaryota; Metazoa; Chordata; Mammalia; Chiroptera; Vespertilionidae. Gene Ontology annotation, biological process: G protein-coupled receptor signaling pathway.